Messenger RNA from Aaosphaeria arxii CBS 175.79, 867 nucleotides. Its product is annotated as S-adenosyl-L-methionine-dependent methyltransferase. Gene Ontology annotation, molecular function: O-methyltransferase activity. NCBI's taxonomy places the organism in Eukaryota, Fungi, Ascomycota, Dothideomycetes, Pleosporales. The coding region runs from base 1 to 867 and encodes 288 amino acids. The transcript has 3 exons. The record is from RefSeq and is a predicted model, not a curated record.
AUGCCUUCCUUCGACCAGACCAAAGCCUAUGCUCCCCAAGAGGAGGGCACAGGUUUCUUUGACGACGGUCGUGAGAUUGAGCUUCUUCACUUCGUCUAUUCACACCCUGACCUAGACAACAUUCGGGGGUCGCCUCAGAAAGUACUCGCAGCCAUUGACGAGUAUGGACGAACGAAGAAGUUCCUCAUGAACGUGGGAGAGGAUAAGGGUCACAUCGUGACUGACUUGAUCGCUGAGGUCAAGCCGAAGAUCAUGGUGGAGCUCGGCGGAUACGUGGGCUACUCAUGCAUUCUAUUUGGCGAUGCGGUACGCAAAGCUGGAGGCGAGCGAUACUACUCCCUUGAAAUGAAUCCCGAGUUCGCCGCUGUGAUCGCAUCUCUGGUCGACCUUGCCGGACUUUCCGACAUCAUCAAAGUCGUCGUUGGCUCGAGUGAUGCAUCAAUCGCACGGUUGUACUCCACUGGCCAGCUCAAGCACAUUGAUCUCAUAUUCCUCGACCAUUACAAGCCUGCCUACACAACGGACCUGAAGCUCUGCGAGGAGCUGGGCCUCGUGACCCCUGGCACUGUGCUGGCAGCGGACAAUGUCAUCAGUCCGGGAAAUCCUCCAUACUUGGAGUAUGUACGUUCCAGCGUGAGCGAAAAGAGGGCCAAGGCAGGAAAUGAUGCAGGAGAUGCCAAAGAGAAGGGAGAAGGCAUUCCUGAGAAGACGGUGCAGAUGUACGAGAAGCGCUACGGAAAGGCCAAGUUCAACGAGAGCAAAGGAAAUCCAAACCUAGUGUACGAGAGCAAAUUAGUCAACAGCUUCGAACCAACAGGCGCACCCGACGGUGUCGAAAUCACCCGCUGCGUUGGCGAAGACAAAUAA